AGGAAUGGAGAGAGGGAAGGUGGUUGUGGAGAGGGUAGGAGGGAAGUCAAAGGUGACAAGAUGCUUUUGCAAGUACCCUUUGAAAUUCAUCGUCCCUAAUAAGGUGGGAGCUGCUGCUGCUGCUGAUGCUGUGUGGAUUUACACCAUCACCUACGGCGGAGGCAUCGUCUCUGGGGACUCCAUUGCUUUUGACGUUACGGUGGGUGAUGGCUGUACUGCUGUUUUCACCACUCAAUCUUCUACCAAGGUUUACAAAUCUCUAGGAUCAAAAUCUUCUCAACAAACAUUAGAGGCGAGCGUCGGACAAGAUGCACUGUUGGUAGUAAUUCCCGAUCCAGUCACUUGCUUUUCCACUGCAAAAUAUUCCCAAAUUCAAAAUUUCAAAUUGGCAUCUGGAUCCAGCUUGCUUCUUGUUGACUGGAUAACCAGCGGCCGUCACGAAUCUGGCGAGAAAUGGGCCUUUUCCCAUUUUAAGACCACUAACCGCAUUCUUCUAGACGACAACGAACCCGUAUUUCUUGACACCAUGUUGUUAGAGCAAGAAAGUAACAGCAGUAUCGCGGACCGUCUGCAGGACUACCAAGCAAUAGCCAUGAUAGUACUUUGGGGGCCAAAGUUGAAGCCUAUUCAGAACCAAAUCCAGGAAGAUGUGAAGAAGUUAAUGUCUCGGCAAUUCCGUAUGCCUACAAUUGGCUCGGGUUUUGCAGACAGUAAAUUGCCCAAACCGAGUUUUCUUGCUUCUUGCACUACUUUUGGGCCACAGGGUACGGGAGUGGUGAUCAGAAUUGCAUCGACCACAACCGAAUCUGUAUACAAAUUUCUUCAACAUCAAUUGGCUAGCAUGGAAGCAUUUCUUGGAGCUUCGCCAUAUAGCUAGAUGGAAAAAAUAAUAUCGAUGCAUCUUACAUGUUUUCAAAGUGAUACAAAAUGGGACUUUUUGUUGUUGUUGUUGGUGCUUGCUUAUGCAAAUAUACUUGGUUUUCAUUUGUGACAAUUUUGUUUCUAGUAAGUAUGUUCAUAGAUUUGCUAAUUUGGGAAAGAAUUUGGUUUUAAUAUCAAAUAAUUCUAUAA
This is a messenger RNA of Erythranthe guttata (spotted monkey flower), 1071 nucleotides long. It is a transcript of the gene URED, whose product is annotated as urease accessory protein D. Lineage: Eukaryota; Viridiplantae; Streptophyta; Magnoliopsida; Lamiales; Phrymaceae. Gene Ontology annotation, molecular function: nickel cation binding. The record is from RefSeq and is a predicted model, not a curated record.